Trichomonas vaginalis G3 is the source of this 675-nucleotide messenger RNA. RefSeq names its product glycoprotein 38 family. The record is from RefSeq and is a predicted model, not a curated record. The annotation marks the transcript as partial. The transcript has a single exon. NCBI's taxonomy places the organism in Eukaryota, Parabasalia, Trichomonadida, Trichomonadidae.
AAUAAGACAAAGUUACUUGUUGUUGUUGAGUUCGCCGCCAAUCAUACAUCCGAGUUAGGUACCGGCAAUGUUACAUAUUCUCUUGGAAAGUCUCCAUAUUUAUCUGCGCCAACUGUUGUUGCUGAAAAUCAUACAGGACCAUUCAAGGCCGGUGAAUAUAUUCCAGUUAAAGUUACAUUACAACACUUUGAGGCAAAGACAGGAAACUUCCAAUAUAGAUUCUAUGCAGAUCAGAAAUGGAUAGAUCUCCCAGACGACAAUGUAACUGAAGUAGAAACCCCAUCUGCAAUUAAGAAAUUACAUGCCGACGAAGGCAAAACAUAUCUACUCAACAUUCCAGCUCCAAAGUAUGAAGAUAUCAAAGAAGAUGGGAAAGUUAAACUUCAAAUUAGGUUAGCUGGAUCCAAAGAUCAAGCUCAAUCCAAUAUCAUUGAAACAGAGGUUUCACUUCAGAAACAACAAUACGUUGCACCAAGCCCUGAUGAUUCCAAGCCAACUCCAACACCUGAAAAUAGUGGACUUACUGGUGGACAGAAGGCUGGUAUUGUUAUUGGCGUUCUUCUUGCUGUUAUCCUUAUUAUUCUCAUCAUCUACUUCGUUUUCUGCAGGAAACCAUCUAAAGAUAAAUCAUCAUCUGAUAUCCAAGAUGAUUCCGGCUCCGGUGUUAAUGUGUAA